UCAUCAUCUGGGGGUGGCUGUCUAUAAAAGUCUGUUAAGAUUCAGUGACCAUUCGCUCUUCACCAAGUGGGCUAGUCACGGAUUUCCCUCCACAACUGUGCUUCAUUUAAACCCCCCCACCCCAGGAAAAAAAGAACUAGCGGCUGAGAUUAACCACUAUGUGCUACGGAAAGUGUGCCAAGUGCCUGGGCAUCACACUCAUUCCUCUGGCUCUUCUUGGUAUUAUCUUAAACACUCUGCUCUUUUUCCCGAAUGGAGAAACGGGAUACAAUACUCCUGAGAAACUGGCCGGCACCGUGUGGUGUUUCAGUGGGAUUCUAGGAUCUGGAUUACUGAUGGUGUUCCCAAUCCUCGUCUUCAUGGGCAUGGAGAAUAACGACUGCUGUGGUUGCUGUGGAAACGAGAGCUGCGGGAAACGGUUUGCGAAUUUCUCCUCUGUAAUCUUUGCUGGGAUAGGUGUGGCAGGAGCGGCCUACUGUUUCAUCGUUUCUGCAGUGGGCCUCAACGAAGGUCCAAAAUGUACCACAACGAGGAACAGCAAUUACACCUAUAUCUUUACUAACGGCGACUACCUGGGAAAUUACACCAUGUGGGAUGCCUGCAUUGAUCCGCCCAAAAUUGUCACUUGGCACGUCACCUUGUUCUCUCUCCUGUUGGUGCUAAGUGUGGUUCAGAUCGUUAUUUGUGCCAUCCAAGCUGUCAAUGGUCUGAUUGGAUUUCUCUGUGGGGAGUGCAGCUGCUGUGGCUCAGGUAGUUACCAUAAUUGUAUUGUUACUUUAUCUUAUCGCACGCUGACCCAUUUCUUGCCAAACUAA
Messenger RNA from Rhincodon typus (whale shark), 815 nucleotides. RefSeq names its product transmembrane 4 L six family member 4 (gene tm4sf4). The record is from RefSeq and is a predicted model, not a curated record. Bases 159 to 815 code for a protein of 218 amino acids. Lineage: Eukaryota; Metazoa; Chordata; Chondrichthyes; Orectolobiformes; Rhincodontidae. The transcript is spliced from 4 exons. Gene Ontology annotation, cellular component: membrane.